AUGGCCAGCACAAAUAGUAAAUUUAUAUGUGAGGGAUGCGGGCGGUCGUUUGAGCACUGUAAUGACUGCGAGCAAUUCUUCAACACUCAAUCGAAUGCUACCGAAUACCUUUGCAAGGGAUGUGGAGUUCCGUUCGAGCAAUGUGAGCAGUGUAAUCUAUCGUUCAACUCCCAAGAAAUAUGUGAAGCAUCAAAUAGAAGAGCUCCUAAAAGAGUUGAUGAGCAACAGCAGCAGCAACAACAAUAUGUCUGCGACCAAUGUCACUUGAUGUUCCAGAGCGCGGCGAGACUGGCAGGGCACAGGCGAAGUCAUCAUCGUGAGCAAAUCGGGACGUUGCAGGGUGGCAUCCAGCAGCUGGCGACGUGUUUUCAAGGAAGCGUAGCCCGUUACAAAAUGUUUGGAAGCCACUUCGAAUGA
Onthophagus taurus is the source of this 417-nucleotide messenger RNA. NCBI's taxonomy places the organism in Eukaryota, Metazoa, Arthropoda, Insecta, Coleoptera, Scarabaeidae. The record is from RefSeq and is a predicted model, not a curated record.